Aspergillus ibericus CBS 121593 is the source of this 2283-nucleotide messenger RNA. Its product is annotated as glutamyl-tRNA(Gln) amidotransferase subunit PET112. Gene Ontology annotation, molecular function: glutaminyl-tRNA synthase (glutamine-hydrolyzing) activity. NCBI's taxonomy places the organism in Eukaryota, Fungi, Ascomycota, Eurotiomycetes, Eurotiales, Aspergillaceae. The transcript is spliced from 4 exons. Gene Ontology annotation, biological process: mitochondrial translation; glutaminyl-tRNAGln biosynthesis via transamidation. The record is from RefSeq and is a predicted model, not a curated record. Bases 170 to 1969 code for a protein of 599 amino acids.
CUUCUCCGCGCGCUUAAUUCCGUGCUGCCAUUGAUUCCAAUCCCCGUCCAGACUGUCUCCAGCAGACGAAUUGUGCUUGCUGUUGGACGAUCCCCUCUUUUCUUCCCCUGCAACCUCCGAUCUUCCCCUCCAGCGGAUCCGCCCUUUUCCUUUCACUGCCCUCGGGCUCAUGCUUCGACCAUGGCUUCGGCAGUGCCCGCGAGCAACCCGCUCGCUCGCCUGCUCGCAAUGCCAUCUCCCCCGGCCGCAGUUCACCAGGCGUACCCUUAACCCCAGGUCCCUCUCGCAACCAAUUCGAACCCUUCAAACAACCGCCGCCGAGUCACCGGACCGCGUCCCUCUUCGAAAGCAGUUGAAGCAGGACGCCAAGGCCGUCAAGGCGCGCAAGCGACAGACACGAGAGAAUGAGGAGGCUUCCCGGCAGAAAUGGGAGUUGACAGUGGGCAUUGAGAUCCAUGCGCAGUUGAACACCGAGUCCAAGUUGUUUUCUCGAGCGCCGACGUCAUCUACGGAUCUACCCAACUCGAAUGUUGCCCUAUUCGACCUGGCUUUCCCAGGGACCCAACCGGAGUUCCAAAUCGCAACGCUCCUCCCCGCCCUCCGUGCCGCCCUUGCUUUAAAUUGUGACAUUCAACCAGUCAGCAGGUUCGACCGGAAACACUACUUCUACCAGGACCAGCCGGCUGGAUACCAGAUCACCCAAUACUAUGAGCCUUUUGCGAAGAAUGGCUAUGUGGAUUUGUUCGCCCACGACGGCAUUGCGCCCGAGGACGGCGACAUGGUCCGCAUCGGCAUCAAGCAGGUCCAGAUGGAACAGGAUACCGCCAAGUCCCAAGAAUACCCUCCCUCGACGCAACUCCUCGACUUCAACCGUGUCUCCCAUCCCCUCGUUGAGAUCAUCACCAUGCCGCAGAUCCACACGCCCGCCACCGCGGCGGCCUGUGUUCGAAAGAUCCAGUCCAUCCUGCAGGCGUGCAAUGCGGUGACAACCGGCAUGGAGCUGGGAGGUCUGCGGGCUGACGUCAACGUCUCCAUCCGCCAACGGGGGGAUGCAGCAGGCGCGCAUCAGUACGGCGGCAUCAGUGGACUCGGACAGCGCACGGAAAUCAAGAACCUGAGCAGUUUCAAGGCCGUGGAGGACGCCAUCAUCGCGGAGAAGAACCGACAGAUUGCCGUCCUCGAGAGCGGCGGGGUGGUGGCAGGCGAGACCCGAGGCUGGACGAUCGGAAGCACGGAGACGCGCAAACUACGAGGCAAGGAGGGGGAGGUUGACUAUCGCUACAUGCCCGAUCCUGAUCUGCCGCCCCUUUACAUCGGCGCGGACCUUGUCACGGAGCUCCGAAACACCCUCCCGACGUCCUCGGACGCGCUCAUCGAACUGCUGGCGGGGCCGGACUAUGGGCUGCCCCUCGAGGACGCGAAGCCGCUGGUCGAACUCGAGGACGGCGCUCGGCUGGAAUACUACCAGGAGGUGGUGGACCUCCUGCGGGCGCUGCAGCAGGACCAGGGCCCUAAGGCGCAGAAAGGGCUCGCGCGCGUGGCGGGGAACUGGGUUCUCCACGAGCUUGGGGGUCUGUUGACCAAAGCGGACCUGGCGUGGGAUGGCGAGCGGGUUCCUGCCCCAACCCUGGCCGCGCUGAUCGACCAGCUGCAGCGGCAACGCAUCACGGGCCCGACGGCGAAGCAGGUGCUGGCCAUGGUGUUUGAUGGGGAUGCGCGGCCGAUCCCCCAACUCCUGGAAGAGGAGAACCUGCUGCUGCGGCCGCUAUCGCGAGAGGAGUACGUGGCACUGGCUGAGGCCGCGAUCAACCUCAACCCGGCGAUGGUCGAGCAGAUCCGGCAGAAGAACCAACUGGGCAAGCUGGGGUGGUUUGUCGGACAGAUGAUGCGGAUGGGCGAGAAGGGUCGGGUGGAAGCCCCCAAGGCGGAUGCGAUCCUGCGGGAGUUGAUUCUGGAGGGACGGAGUUAAUGUAUUCUCUUCAUCCGACGUCUAGACUGUAGAUGUAGCUGUCAUGAUACCCAUUAGCCGGGGGGGGACCCGGCGUCAGCCCCGUGAAAUCCCGCGAGCGAUUUCCGCACGAGUAUGUCCGUGACUAUCACGGCGUAGCAUUCCGAGCGUAUCUGGGGCGAAUCAAUUGCUAAUGGAAACGGGCGGUGGAGUGAAAAGGGCAGCCGCGGCGGGCAUCUCUCCUGGACCUGUACUUAGGGGAAUGCCUGAUCCCUAAAAGCAGGUCUUAGCGAUCGCGAUGCCCCACGGCCGCCCGCCCUUUUAACCCGGCCUCC